CGAAAUAAUGUCGCUUUUACUUGGGAGUGAAAACAGUCGCACUCAUCAAAAUAAAUAAAAACUAGGAAAGCAUGAAUUGCUUCUCAUUGUCUAAACUCGCGACUAGAUCUUCGUUAAAGUUUCCACUAUUCUUGUUCCCGAACAAGCCCAUUACACCGGCGGUUAUCACCGCUGCUCGCUUUCCAAGUCUCGCUCCUCGAUUCCGCCUGUUCUCUAAUUACAGCGACGCCUCGAAGUCUUCGUUCGGAAGCUUUUCACUCUCUAAUCGUGAUCAAAACUUCUCUACCAUGGCUGGCGCUGAAGAGUUUGUUAAGGGAAAUGUUUAUCCAAACGGCGUCGCGGUCAUCACUCUCGAUCGUCCCAAAGCCCUAAACGCCAUGAAUUUAGAUAUGGAUAUCAAGUACAAGCAAAUUCUUGAAGAAUGGGAAUUGGAUCCUAAGGUCAAAUGUGUUCUGAUCGAGGGCAGUUCACCGCGUGCCUUUUGUGCAGGAAUGGAUAUUAAAGGUGUUGUUGCUGAAAUCCAAAAGGACAGAAACACACCUCUUGUGCCAAAGGUCUUCACUGCUGAGUAUUCUCUAAUAUGCAAAAUUUCGGAGUACAGGAAGCCUUAUAUAUCAUUCAUGGAUGGCAUAACAAUGGGCUUUGGAAUUGGCCUAUCUGGCCAUGGUCGCUACAGAGUGGUAACUGAGAGGACUGUCCUUGCUAUGCCAGAAAAUGGAAUUGGUUUGUUUCCUGAUGUUGGGUUCUCAUACAUAGCAGCCCAAACACCAGGAGGGGGUUCUGUUGGUGCUUAUCUUGGAUUGACUGGAAAAAGGAUAUCAACACCUUCAGAUGCACUAUAUGUGGGUCUUGGAACACACUAUGUGCCAUCUGGGAAUUUAGUUUCACUGAAGGAGGCCCUUCUAGCCAGUACCUUUUCUGAGGAUCCUCACAAGGAUGUUACAGCACUGUUGGCAAAAUAUAGCAGUAACCCGGAGUCUGAAGCUUACUUGAAGUUGUUUUUGCCUCAGAUAACUUCAUGCUUCUGUGCGGAUAAGUCAGUUAAGGAGAUAAUUGAAGAGCUUAAAAAACAUCAGCAGAGUACAGAAGCUUCAGUUGUAGAAUGGGCAAAUGAUGCUCUGCAGGGUCUUGGAAAGGGUGCUCCCUUUUCUCUUUGCUUAACACGAAACUAUUUCUCGAGAGUUGCAUCUGGAUAUGGUAAACAUGGCAAUGAAUUUACAACGCUAAACGGUGUUAUGAAAACUGAAUAUCACAUUGCCUUACGGUCUUCUCUGCGAAAUGAUUUUGCUGAAGGUGUUCGGGCAGUCCUGGUUGACAAGGAUCAGAAUCCAAAGUGGAACCCUCCAAGCUUGGACGAAGUUAACCAAAGGGAAGUGGAGGCACUUUUUGAACCAUUAGGUCCAGGAAUUGAAGAGUUGAAAGUGUAAGUUUCGCACUCCACAUAUCAGCUUGUCUCUCUGUGUUUUGCUGGGAGGAUGAAUGGAUCAUACUCGUGGAAAUACAAAUUUGGAGCGGAAGAAAUAAAUAAAGAUGAUUUGGCAUGAAAGCAUGUUGCAUUCUGAUACUGUUAUAUACUUGGACAACACUUAUGGCUUUAAAAAUAUUAUGAUCCUAAAGCACAAUCAUGAUUCCUAGAAUGUUUGCUUUUGACAGCCAAUACUAUGAUCAAAUCCUUUGUAUGUUA
Durio zibethinus is the source of this 1684-nucleotide messenger RNA. Its product is annotated as 3-hydroxyisobutyryl-CoA hydrolase-like protein 3, mitochondrial. Gene Ontology annotation, biological process: L-valine catabolic process. The record is from RefSeq and is a predicted model, not a curated record. Gene Ontology annotation, cellular component: cytosol. NCBI's taxonomy places the organism in Eukaryota, Viridiplantae, Streptophyta, Magnoliopsida, Malvales, Malvaceae. Gene Ontology annotation, molecular function: 3-hydroxyisobutyryl-CoA hydrolase activity.